Molecule: messenger RNA, 742 nt
Organism: Cuscuta campestris
Lineage: Eukaryota; Viridiplantae; Streptophyta; Magnoliopsida; Solanales; Convolvulaceae
Source: the annotation of a GenBank genome assembly
AUCGAACUCCACGUACACUUUAUAACCUUAUUACAUCCUAAGAAAAGACUAAUUUGAGGGAAAUGAGGCCAAAGAUUUACCUAUUUGGAGACUCCAUCACCGAGAUGUCCUUCCAGGACGGCGGCUGGGGCGCUUCCCUCGUCAACCACUUCCGCCGCACCGCUGAUGUGGUGUUGAGAGGCUACAGCGGUUACAACACCCGCCGCGCUUUGGGGAUACUAAACACGGAGGCGUUCCCGGCGGAGCCGCUGGCGGUGACGGUGUUCUUCGGUGCCAACGACGCCGCUCUCCCGGAUAGAUCGUCUUCUUUCUCCCACGUCCCCAUUGAGGAGUACGAGCAGAACCUGCGCUCCAUUGUCUCAUUCUUCAAGAAACAAUGGCCAAAGGCGAUAGUGAUCCUCCUAUCUCCACCUCCAAUUAGUGAAGCAGCUCGCAUUCUAAACCCGUACGGGAAUAACACGUCGGGGCUACCCGAAAGGACAAACGGAGCCGCAGGAGCUUAUGCCCAAGCAUGUCUCCGAGUCGCGACAGAGCUCGGGGUUCCAUCCGUCGACCUAUGGACCAAAGUUCAGCGGGUCCCGGACUGGGAGACGGCUUGCUUGAGCGACGGGUUGCACCUGGCACGUGCUGGGAACGCUCUUGUCUUCGCUGAGGUGGUCGAGGAGCUCAAGAAGCACGGAUGCGGGCCUGAAACCCUAUCUUCCGAUGAUUUCUGAUCAAGCAAUAAGUAUGUGUUUUUUGG